This is a messenger RNA of Phaedon cochleariae (mustard beetle), 447 nucleotides long. The record is from the annotation of a GenBank genome assembly. Lineage: Eukaryota; Metazoa; Arthropoda; Insecta; Coleoptera; Chrysomelidae.
AUGGGUGGAAGUUCAGUUUCGUCUAAUUUGCUCGGACUAUUGAUGUGGUCAUAUGGAAAAACACCUUUCUUUGUCACAGCAGAUGACACCACCUGGCAAGAAAGAAUUGAUAAACUCAAGAAAGCACACGUUGAAUGCCAAGUCGAUCCUGCAACCAAGGUGGAUGAAGAUUUGAUUGAAAAAUUCUACAAAGACGAACCUGUCGAUGAAACCAAGUUGGCUAAGCACGCCCUGUGCAUUAACAUGAAAGUGGGAAUCCAAAAACCGAACGGUGACAUCGAUAAGGAGGGUUUCAAGAAAUGGAUGAGCGGUAUUGAUAAUGGGGACCAAAUAAUUGAAGAGUGUGGGAACAAGACAGGUAGCACCGCUGAAGAAACUACACUUGCUCUGUACAAAUGUUUCAGGAAACAUAAACAUGAACAUGGACUUCAUCAUCACCAUGAUUGA